UAGACUGCAGCAAAUUCAAGUGAAGUUAAAAAAUAAAGAAAUAAAAAAAACAUGUUUAGAACACAAUUCGAUAAAGAGACAAAAUUGUGGAAGGGUCGUGAUUCACCUUCAUUAUACAAUCCAAAAAUAUCACUUGCUCAAGUAUUUUUUCGAACUUGUUUGAAUUUUGGACCAAAAAUCGCUCAAAUAAGUGAUGAUUCUGGUAUUCAGUUGACUUAUGAUGAACUUCGUAUGAAAACAAUUCGUGCUGCGCAAAAUCUUCAAAAACGUGGCUAUCAUUCAAAAGAAGUAUUUGGAAUUGUGGCAAAAAAUUCACACCAUCUAGCACCGAUUGUGUUCGCUUCACUCGCUAUUGGCAGUGCUGUCAAUUCACUUGAUCCGUCAUUUGGAAAAACCGAACUUUUGCAUAUGUUGAAAAUAAUUACGCCGACUCUGAUAUUUUGCGAUGUGGAAUCAUAUGAUCUGCUUAAAGAAUGCUUGGUUGAACUAAAGAAUGAUGCAAAAAUAUUCACAUUUGGUGGCAGCACGGACGAUUCAGAACAAGUUGAGAAUUUAUUUGUUGAAACGCAUAAUGAAGCCGAGUUUGUACCGGUGGAAGUCGAUGGUGAAAAUGACACAGCUAUAAUUGUUUGUUCCAGUGGUACAACAGGACUAUCAAAGGGAGUUACCUUAUCGCAUGCGGCGUUACUCGAUGCAAAUACACAAUUUAAUGUGAUAUUCUCUUCGUAUGAUGUGCUAUUGGCAUUCAGUUCAUUAUACUGGGUUACCGGAUGGAUUACAUUGGUUGGAGGAACGAUAAAUGGUGCAACUCGUAUUAUUACAACGGAAUCAUACACUCCUGAACUGCAUCUUCGACUUAUUGAGAAGUAUAGAGUGUCAUUUGGAUUAAGUGCACCCCAUCAUAUAGCUUUGUUAUCGAAAUGUGGCCGUCUUCAUCACACCGAUUUGUCAAGCUUAAAAUUACUAACGGUGGCAGGUGGAAAGUGUUCACUUAAUGUUCAAAAUGAAAUCAAUGCCAGAUUACCAAACGGAAAAGUUUUUGCUGUUUAUGGACUGAGUGAGGCAGGUAGUGGAAUGUCAGUCAAUUUGGGUAAUACAGACUCCGUUGGUCAAUUACUGGGCUAUUGUACCGUAAAAAUAGUCGAUGAAGAUGGCAAGCGUUGUGGUGUCGGCGAAAAGGGUGAAAUUUGCUUUAAAACAAAUUAUAAAUUUCUUGGCUACUAUGGCAAUCAGAAAGCCACAGAUGAAGCAUUUGAUGAAGAAGGAUAUUUCUUAACCGCCGACAUUGGCCAUUUUGAUGAAGAUGGGAACUUAUUUAUUGUUGAUCGUAAAAAAGAUAUCAUUAAGUAUUGCAAUUUUCAAAUUUCGCCCUCGCAAAUUGAAUCUUUUUUGAUCGAAAUGCCGGACAUAAAAUCUGCAUGUUUAAUUGGAAUGCCAGAUGAAGUUGCCACUGAUUUACCAGCGGCAUUUAUUGUACGCACCAAAGGUUCGAAUAUUAUAGAAACAGAUAUUUUCAAUUUGGUCGCAGAUCAUUUUGCGGACUACUGUAAACUAAGAGGUGGUGUAUAUUUUGUCGAAUCUCUUCCAAUGACUCCAUCCGGUAAAAUAUUACGACGAAAAGUUAAAGAUUUGGCUACGGACCUAAAUAGCAAUAGAAUUAAUUGAACUGGAUUCCACUGGAACUCAAAGUUUUUUUCGUCUGAAAAGAAAUGACUUUUCGAGAAUGAUGUGUACGGCAACAUUUCUUAUGAGAUCGAACACGUUUUUGAAUUUUCUAAACGCUUAGUUAUUGGAAUUUUGCGAAAAUGUGAUGUCUUAAUGCUUAAUAGUUAGUGGCAAGGUAGUUUUUACCAGUAGGCUUCUUAAACAAUUAAUUUACAACGAACAUAAAGCUAAAAAUCAUGAUCAUACUACAUUUAUAAUGUUAUAUACAUGAUUAUUGAUAUGUGUUCAGCAUCUUUUCCCCAUGUUUUUAGGUCAAUUAUUCAUAUUUAAAAAAAACAUACAUAUACACUAUUGUAUUUUUAGAAAUUCCGACGUAUAAUGAUGAUUUGCGACAAUGAUAUCUUAUCUUUGAAAGAGUUUUUCAGGUUUAAUUGGGUACACUCCAUAUCACAUUUG
This is a messenger RNA of Contarinia nasturtii (swede midge), 2121 nucleotides long. RefSeq names its product 4-coumarate--CoA ligase-like 7. Bases 52 to 1665 code for a protein of 537 amino acids. Gene Ontology annotation, molecular function: long-chain fatty acid-CoA ligase activity. Gene Ontology annotation, biological process: fatty-acyl-CoA biosynthetic process; long-chain fatty acid metabolic process. Lineage: Eukaryota; Metazoa; Arthropoda; Insecta; Diptera; Cecidomyiidae. The record is from RefSeq and is a predicted model, not a curated record. The transcript has 5 exons.